Molecule: messenger RNA, 608 nt
Organism: Quercus lobata
Lineage: Eukaryota; Viridiplantae; Streptophyta; Magnoliopsida; Fagales; Fagaceae
Product: S1FA-like DNA-binding protein
Exons: 2
Coding region: 153-407 (84 amino acids)
Biological process (GO): regulation of DNA-templated transcription
Cellular component (GO): nucleus
Molecular function (GO): DNA binding
Source: RefSeq, a predicted model, not a curated record
GCCUAUAAAAUCAAUACACGACCGUUUCUUUUUGACCCUUCUGCAGCUGAGUCCAAUUUUGCAAUCCCUAAGAUCUCAAUUUCUGUUACAGUUAAACUCUCUCCCAGGUGCUCAUCGCAGAGCUGAUCUCUCUCUACCACUGAGUCACAGCCAUGGACGAAUCGUUCGAGUUCGACGGCAAGGUCCCUCCUUCCUUCGAUCGCAUGGAUGCCGAAGCCAAAGGGUUAAACCCAGGAUUGAUAGUUCUGCUUAUUGUUGGCGGGCUGUUGUUGACAUUCCUGGUUGGAAAUUAUGUACUUUACCUGUAUGCACAAAAAACCCUUCCUCCAAGGAAAAAGAAGCCAGUCUCCAAGAAGAAGAUGAAGAAGGAGAAACUGAAGCAAGGUGUCUCUGCACCUGGAGAGUAGAAACUUAAGACGUGCCUUCUCUUGUUCCUCUCAAAUCUCAAUGUUGAACUCUUUUGUUCAGAAAUUUUCCUUUGGUGUUGAGAGUGUGUGCUAGUUACUUUCAUUCUUCCCCCAUAAUACUUGUUGGAUAUUUAUAAGUUUCUAAUUAGAAUUAACCCUUUGGGUAGACUUAAGAAUUUAGAAUGCCUUCUUUGUUUACUA